GGUAUGGAGGAGCUGUGUGGCCGCAGGCGGAGCUGGGCGGCCCGGACAGCGGCGCGGACAGCGGUCUCAUUUUGACGGGGCAGCCCGAGCCCGAGCAGCCGGCGGCGGCGGGGAGGACUAGCCCCCUGGCAGUUUGGUGCUCUGGUUGUCAUAUGUUGGACGGCAAUAGACAGAACAUAACAUCCGUUCUGGGGCGCCGUGAUUAAUAUUGAACUUUGGUUCCUGUAACCCUUGCCUGUGUCAACAGAGUUAAGCUGGAGCUUUGCUUUGAAGGAUAAAUAAAGCACAGCCUCUCAACCGGACAUAAAUGGAUCUAAAGACAGCAGUAUUUAACGCAGCUCGAGAUGGCAAACUCCGACUUCUCACCAAAUUGUUGGCAAGCAAAUCUAAAGAGGAGGUUUCCUCCUUGAUCUCUGAAAAAACAAAUGGGGCCACUCCACUCUUGAUGGCCGCCAGGUAUGGGCACCUUGACAUGGUGGAAUUUCUCCUAGAGCAGUGCAGUGCCUCCAUAGAAGUCGGGGGCUCGGUCAAUUUUGAUGGCGAAACCAUUGAGGGGGCUCCCCCUUUGUGGGCCGCUUCUGCAGCAGGACAUCUGAAGGUGGUUCAGUCUUUGUUAAAUCAUGGAGCGUCUGUCAACAACACGACUUUAACCAAUUCAACUCCUCUUCGAGCUGCCUGUUUCGAUGGCCAUUUGGAAAUAGUCAAGUACCUGGUAGAACACAAAGCUGAUUUGGAAGUGUCAAACCGACAUGGGCAUACAUGCUUGAUGAUCUCAUGUUACAAAGGACACAAAGAGAUUGCUCAGUAUUUACUUGAAAAGGGGGCAGAUGUUAAUAGAAAAAGUGUUAAAGGUAAUACUGCAUUGCAUGAUUGCGCAGAAUCUGGAAGUUUGGACAUCAUGAAGAUGCUUCUUAUGUAUUGUGCCAAGAUGGAAAAGGAUGGUUAUGGAAUGACUCCCCUUCUCUCAGCAAGUGUGACUGGUCACACAAAUAUUGUGGAUUUCCUGACUCACCAUGCACAGACCAGCAAGACAGAAAGGAUCAAUGCUCUAGAGCUUCUGGGAGCUACAUUUGUAGACAAAAAAAGAGAUCUCCUUGGGGCUUUGAAAUACUGGAAAAAGGCAAUGAACAUGAGGUACAGUGAUAGGACUAAUAUAAUUAGCAAACCAGUACCGCAGACACUAAUAAUGGCUUAUGAUUAUGCCAAGGAGGUAAACAGUGCAGAAGAGCUAGAAGGUCUUAUUGCUGAUCCUGAUGAGAUGAGAAUGCAGGCACUAUUAAUUAGAGAACGUAUUCUCGGUCCUUCUCAUCCUGACACCUCUUACUAUAUUAGAUAUAGAGGCGCUGUCUAUGCAGACUCUGGAAAUUUCAAACGAUGCAUCAACCUAUGGAAGUAUGCUUUGGAUAUGCAGCAGAACAAUUUGGACCCUCUAAGCCCGAUGACCGCCAGCAGCUUAUUAUCUUUUGCAGAACUGUUCUCUUUUAUGCUACAGGAUAGGGCUAAAGGUCUGCUGGGCACCACUGUUACAUUUGAUGAUCUUAUGGGAAUACUGUGCAAAAGUGUCCUUGAAAUAGAGCGAGCGAUCAAACAAACUCAGUGUCCAGCAGACCCAUUACAGUUAAAUAAGGCUCUUUCCAUUAUUUUGCACUUGAUUUGCUUAUUAGAAAAAGUUCCUUGUACUCUAGAACAGGAUCAUUUCAAAAAGCAAACUAUAUACAGGUUUCUUAAGCUGCAUCCAAGGGGAAAGAAUAACUUCAGCCCUCUUCAUCUGGCUGUGGACAAGAAUACUACCUGUGUAGGGCGGUACCCUGUUUGUAAAUUUCCAUCUCUGCAAGUUACUGCGAUACUGAUAGAAUGUGGUGCUGAUGUGAACGUCAGAGACUCGGAUGACAACAGUCCCCUCCAUAUCGCUGCUCUGAACAACCAUCCAGACAUCAUGAAUCUCCUUAUUAAAUCAGGUGCACAUUUUGAUGCCACAAACUUGCACAAACAAACUGCUAGUGACUUGCUGGACGAGAAGGAAAUAGCUAAAAAUUUGAUCCAGCCUAUAAAUCAUACCACAUUGCAGUGUCUUGCUGCUCGUGUCAUAGUGAAUCAUAGAAUAUACUAUAAAGGGCAUAUCCCAGAAAAGCUAGAGACCUUCGUUUCACUUCAUAGAUGAUAAUUUGACUGUUGAAGCACGAAUUGGUAACAGUUGUUUCAUAAAUGAGCACUGUUGUGGUAACACCAGCAUUCAUUUAGCUUGAUUUCAUCGUGCUCUCAUUGGCUAAAGCAUUGUAAGCAUCAAAUUUACAGGAUUGGUUUCCCAGUAUUUAAUAUAAAUAUACCAUAUAAUAUAUUGUUUGUGAAUUAUUGAGAAAUGUAAUCUCAUAUUCAGAUUUCUAAAAUUGUCUGCCAAAGGCUUAUCCAUUCUGGUUUUGUUUGCUGUUGGGUGUUUGGGACAGAGUUAACCAUUUUUCAGUGGUGUCUUUAUACUUUUCUGGUUUGUGAAUUUUAUACAAUUGAAGGUCUUUUUUGUGCUUCUUCCUUCUCUUCUCCGAGCUUCUCCCGUUUCCACCUCUUUUUUAACUUAACCAUUUCUACUUAUCAAUUUCUUUCCCCUUAUGGAUCCAUGUUAGGUUGUACAAACUUUAUGGACUUGUUACCAUGUGCAGUUACCAUAAGUGCUUUAUCUUCUCUAUGCACUGGCUUCAACUUGACUGUUGUAUGUUAGCAUAUUUUCUAUGCAGCAGUUGGUCAACUUCAACUCUGAAACACUGUUAAGUAUGUUACAAAGUUCAUUUUAUGAAAGUACUCUUGUAGCAUGACAAUUUUUAGAGCUACAGGUUAGCUACCAGAGCUCAAGCUUUUUUGUUGUUUUUUUCUUUACAUCUGAGGUUUCUUUCUCUAAUCCACUGAAAUUAUUGUGUGCUAAAUUUGGGAAACAAAGCUAUUCUAACUCAUUAACCCAGCUGAAAUUUAGGUCUGUCGUCUUAAUAUAUCAUGCAGUAAAAGGAAGAAUCUUUAUAAAGUGACCCACCUUUCAUGCUGCGCCAGCAUUGUCCUGCUUGUGCUGAUGAUGUGAUUAGGUGUAGAGAAUUUGCUUAAAUUUAACCUCAAAGUUUAUCACACAGCUUAAUGAGUCACACUGAAAUAUUCAGUAAUUGAACUGCAAAUCACUUUUAUUUACAAAAAAGAGCUGAAGCAUGUCAGUGGCAUGAUGCUUGCCAAGCCAGAUCUAGGCAUCUAGGAUAAUUAAGGUAUUUUUAGUAUGCAAUUUACUGCCAUAGUAUCAAAGGUCAGUAACAGUGUUCCUUCUUUCUUCAAGCUUAAGUAUACCUUUGAAGAUAACUUGCAUGAAUUACUUUGGUCUCAAUUAUUUGUCACCCUAAUUAAACACAAAAGGUUGCAGUGCUUCCUCUUCCCUUACUGAAAAUUAGCUUUUCUUUUCUCUUUCUUUUUCUUUCUCUUUCUCUCUUCCUUUCUUUUCUUUCUUGCCUCCCUCCCUCCCUCCCUUCUUUCUUUGUUUUUUUUUUUGGAUAUUUUUUAACAGCUUUGCUAAUGCCACAGAAAGGGCUCUUUUAACUUAAGAAAAAAUAAGUGAAAAGUACUAAAAAAGAUUCAGGUAAUUAUCAUUCAGCACUUUACUGUUAUUCAGAAUAAAAUUUAUGAUGGCAUAUUUGCCCUGCAAAUGUCUUAAUGAAAUUGUUCUGAAUAAAAAGCUCCUUAUUGGUUUGAGAAAAACUCAGUUUACCUGUGAGUUUAAUGAUCACUUGGAUUUUUGUGUUAACAUUUUAUUCUGAGGGUUGAUGUAGGGGUAUUUAAGGAGUCAUCAUUGCAAACAGUCACAUUAGGUUUAUUUCAUCUUUACUCAGUAAAAAACUUGUAAUGAAGAAUAGUAAAUAAACAAAAAAGCAUUAGACUUACUUUCUGGUUAAAUAAUUGAAGUUUAAUUUUUUAAAAGAUAUCCUUACUCAUUUUACUAGGUUGUAUAUUUAAUUUCACCAUUGAAAAAGGUGAUUUGGAUAUAAAUGGUUGCUCUGCAACCUUUUGAUGAAGAGAUUUUAAUAUCUUGUUUACUA
Molecule: messenger RNA, 4061 nt
Organism: Eubalaena glacialis (North Atlantic right whale)
Lineage: Eukaryota; Metazoa; Chordata; Mammalia; Artiodactyla; Balaenidae
Gene: FEM1C
Product: fem-1 homolog C
Exons: 3
Coding region: 308-2161 (617 amino acids)
Molecular function (GO): protein binding
Source: RefSeq, a predicted model, not a curated record